This is a messenger RNA of Phytophthora nicotianae INRA-310, 1065 nucleotides long. RefSeq lists its product as hypothetical. The transcript is spliced from 2 exons. Gene Ontology annotation, molecular function: zinc ion binding; oxidoreductase activity, acting on the CH-OH group of donors, NAD or NADP as acceptor. The coding region runs from base 1 to 1065 and encodes 354 amino acids. Lineage: Eukaryota; Oomycota; Peronosporomycetes; Peronosporales; Peronosporaceae. The record is from RefSeq and is a predicted model, not a curated record.
AUGCUGAAAACUGCGGCGUUCGUCAAGCGAAACAUGUCGACAACCUUCGGUCCCCGUACGAUCAACGCCUACGCUGCAUUCAAAGCGGGUGGUACUUUGAACCCGUGGCAAUACCAGUCACGUCCUCUGGGUGAUGAGGACGUCGAAGUCAAGAUUUCCCAUUGUGGCAUUUGCGGUGGGGAUAUCCACGCCCUCCACAACGAUUCAGCUCCGUUCCCCUGCGUCGUUGGCCACGAAAUAAUCGGUGAGGUGACUCAAGCUGGCCCUGCCGUCAAGAGACUUGCUGUUGGUGACCGGGUUGGAGUCGGUUUCAACGCCUGGGCGUGUCUGAACAAGGAUCAAGCUCGACCGUGCCGGGAGUGUGAGUCUGGCAACGACGCCUACUGUAAGCGUGCGGUAUUCACGAGCAACUCCAACAACUACGCGUUCCCGAUCCCGGAGAACAUCCCUUCAGAUGCGGCUGCACCGCUCAUGUGUGCUGGAUCGGCUGUCUACUCUCCUCUCAAGCGUGAAGGCGUGAAGGCAGGCGACCGAGUUGGCGUCGUGGGUAUCGGCGGUUUAGGUCACCUCGCUUUGCAGUUUAUUCGUGCACUCGAUGCGACUCCGAUCGCUUUCUCGACUUCGUCAAAGAAGGAAGAAGAGGCACGGACGUUAGGUGCAGCCGAGUUCUACAACCUCGAUAACCCGGAGGAUGUGAAGAAGGCUGCCGGCUCAGUCGAUUUGCUGCUGGUGACGGUUGCUGCGUCGGGCUUGCCAUACAAUACGUAUCUCAGUCUGGUUCGUAAGCUUGGCACGUUAGUGGUGCUUGGUGUUCCUAACGACGACAUUCGCUUUAGACCCAUGUUUCUUGUGGGAAAUGGCGUUCGUAUCGUCGGGAACUUGGUUGGAAGCAUCGAGGACGUUGCUGAUACGCUCAAACUCGCAGCCGAGAAAAAUGUACGCCCGAUUGUUGAAAACCUGCUGAUGGAACAAGUCAACGAAGGUAUUGCGCGUGUGCAAGGAGGGAAAGCUCGUUACCGCGUCGUGCUAGAAAACUGCGGUUGGCCACAGAAAGAGUUGCGCUAA